Amorphotheca resinae ATCC 22711 is the source of this 993-nucleotide messenger RNA. RefSeq lists its product as hypothetical. Lineage: Eukaryota; Fungi; Ascomycota; Leotiomycetes; Helotiales; Amorphothecaceae. Gene Ontology annotation, cellular component: ribonucleoprotein complex. The transcript is spliced from 3 exons. Gene Ontology annotation, biological process: ribosome biogenesis. The record is from RefSeq and is a predicted model, not a curated record. Bases 196 to 993 code for a protein of 265 amino acids.
CAACGACAAUCGCUGCUCUACUAACCACCCAGCGACCCGAUCAUCAUGGUAAGCUACCAACAACUGUCUAUUAUGAAUUGAACCUACUCGCCACCGCUCUCGAUCCUCUACGAGCAAUCGCACGUCGAGAUGCGCAUUCCGUCAACUGCCUGCGGGCGUUGAUGAAGAUCUGGCUUGAGCUACACCUGUGCAGAAAUGCCACCUCCCAAGUCCGGAAAGAAGGCUGCCCCAGCCCCAUUCCCAGCGUCCAAAGCUGGCGCGGGAUCCAAGAAGGGCCCCAAGAACCCCCUCAUCGAGAAGCGCAGCCGUAACUUUGGCAUCGGUCAAGACAUCCAGCCCCGCCGAAACCUCUCUCGUAUGGUGAAGUGGCCCGAGUAUGUCCGUCUCCAGCGCCAAAAGAAGAUCUUGAACCUCCGUCUCAAGGUCCCACCUGCGAUCGCUCAGUUCCAGAACGUUCUCGACCGCAACACCGCCGCUCAGGCCUUCAAGCUCUUCGACAAGUACCGACCUGAGAGCAAGACCGAGAAGAAGGAGAGAUUGUUGAAGGAGGCCACCGCCAUCAAGGAGGGCAAGAAGAAGGAGGAUGUCAGCAAGAAGCCAUACGCCGUCAAGUACGGUCUCAACCACGUCGUUGGCCUGAUUGAGAACAAGAAGGCUUCUUUGGUGCUCAUCCCCAACGAUGUUGACCCCAUCGAGUUGGUUAUCUUCCUCCCAGCUCUCUGCCGCAAGAUGGGUAUCCCAUACGCCAUCAUCAAGGGCAAGGCCAGACUCGGCACGGUUGUCCACAAGAAGACCGCCGCCGUCCUCGCCAUCACCGAGGUCCGAUCUGAGGACAAGACUGAGCUGUCCAAGUUGAUCCAGGCUAUCAAGGAGGGCUACUCUGAGAAGUACGAGGAGGCUAAGAGACACUGGGGUGGUGGUAUUAUGGGUGCCAAGGCUGUCGCCCGUACCGAGAAGAAGCGCAAGGCUCUCGAGAACACCAUCAGAAUCUAG